CCCUAACCCCGGUCUCGUAGUGAAGUUCAAGCAAGUUCGAGUUCACUUUCAAUUCAUUAAUACCAACUCCUAAUAAGCUCCCUUCCUUCCCACUUAAUCCGUACACAGUGACGGACUCAGUCUACAGUCUACCGUUUUGUUGGUCCACGAACCUCAGCCCCUUGCGCCAAUCAACUUUUCACACACAUUUCAUUCCGUCUCGUCUUCGACACACAGUGCGGCCAAGAAGUUUCUAUCUCACUCUACGUCCACCCUCCACCCUCACCUCAUUUGCUUGCGCCACCUCAUUUCAUAACAACCAUGUCCCAGCUCCAACCACAUCCCCCAAACACCCCCCCUCCACCAGACAAAGAACUCCCUGCAGCCCUCAACCCAGAUGUCCUCCACGCCGCCAUCGCAUCCCUCUCACCGGCGCUCGAACUCCUCGAGCGCUUCCACCACCGCAACAAGAACCAGCACCGCUUGUCGAAAUGGUGGGCGCAGGCCGACAUGCUGCGGCGGCAUGUGCGGAAGAUGUUGGGCGAGCUGGAGGCCGGGUUAGCGGAGGCGGAGCGGGUUGCAAAGGCCAGGGCGAGGGAUGAGAAGAAGAUGAAGCAGAACCUAGGGAGGCUGCUCUUGGUGGAUGGGGUGAGGAAGAAAAGCGGGCAAGGAGGUGAUGAGAAUAAGGGGGGGAUGGUGGUGGCGGUCAAGAAAAGGGCAGAGUACCUGCGUUGGAGGCUUGGACCGGGGGCUUACCUCGCAUUUACCCAGUUAUCAGCCGAUAGGCAGUUCGCGCACCUCGGCCUGAUGCUUCUCGGAGUAUUAGCACAGGUGGACAAGGCCGUUGUGCCGUUCGCUCCAGAAGUGAGCACAGAAGCAGCCGGGGAGCGAGCAGCAGUAUCAGAUGCUCAGACAUCCGGGCGAGGAAGUGGGACUGCAGGAGAUCGAGGCACAGCCGAUACAGACGCGGCUAUAAGGACGGGUGUAGAUGUUGACAUGGGCGUGGCCGUCUCCAGGGAGGAGGUCUUGGCAUCCAUCGAGCAGAACGAGAAGACAAAGGCAUGCGCUAUGUCCUCCCUACCCAGCAAACCAUCAGUUCAACUGCGGAGGGAAACGGCCGCGGCAGGCCGGCAAACAUCUACUGCAGCAGAGGCAGGAACAGAUAAGGCAGUGAGCAAAGAGACAAACAACAGCACCGACGUCUCAAUAGAAUGUUUAAAGUCAAAGAAGACGAAAGAGAAGAAAAGGGCAGGCGACGAGUUCGACGACAUUUUCGGGGCGCUGGACAAGAGCAGUAGCAACAAGGCGCCCAAGAAGAAGAAGCGGAAGAAGGGGGAUGAGUUUGACGAUAUCUUUGGUGGUCUGUCAUAAAGCAUGGUUCUGCUUCACUUGGCUCUCAGUAUGUAAGGGAGGGCGGUCGUGAGAGAUGCCGAGCAUAAGGUAGCUCCCGCGUACCUACACUUCAACGUGAGGAGCGGAAGCAACGCAGCAGCAAACACUGAUUAGAACUUCUCUACCAGGGAUCACUGCACUGUAAUCGUGUAAAGUGAGAUUGGAGAUUACGCUCAAACAAGAAGAAUCACAGGAACCCAUCCAUCCCGUCCAACCGACCAGGCAAAAGCCACUCCGUCCAAGCAAUUUCCUGACGCCGCGACAUCCAGAAGGAAAACCGCCCACGUCACUCCGACCCCGUACAUCUAAAACCAACAAAUCGAUGAACCGACCCUCUUUCCAACGAUAAGUGACAUCUCCCACCAGACAAAUCUGAGAGCAGUUCCCGUUGUAUGCCGGCUUACACGCGAGGUUUUCUGCACCUACACGCU
This is a messenger RNA of Chaetomium strumarium, 1802 nucleotides long. RefSeq lists its product as uncharacterized. The record is from RefSeq and is a predicted model, not a curated record. Gene Ontology annotation, cellular component: ribonuclease MRP complex. Gene Ontology annotation, molecular function: rRNA primary transcript binding. The transcript is spliced from 2 exons. Lineage: Eukaryota; Fungi; Ascomycota; Sordariomycetes; Sordariales; Chaetomiaceae. Gene Ontology annotation, biological process: maturation of 5.8S rRNA from tricistronic rRNA transcript (SSU-rRNA, 5.8S rRNA, LSU-rRNA); nuclear-transcribed mRNA catabolic process, RNase MRP-dependent. Bases 301 to 1350 code for a protein of 349 amino acids.